UCUACAUGUCCAACCCUUCAGAAGUCCCAAGAGCCCAAAACCAAAAGGAAGAAAAUGAGGAAUAUGGAAAAGAAAUUUAAAAUCAACCAACUGAGCUGCUAAUAACUUGUUUUGGAUUGUUGUUAUAUAUUGUAUUGUUGUUAUAUGUAAAUUUUCGAAUGAUUAAAUAUUCAUAUUGGUUGGUAGCAGCCAUAUUCCGCGGACAACAUUAUCGGGCGUUCAAAGGGAGAGAGGAGACAGACUUGUAUAGCUUUGCUCUCGGGCCCCAUAAUCGUCCGCCAUUAACAAGCUAAGAAGGACCAGACAUGUCUCGAAUUAUAGGUCGAACAAUGGCUAGCAGAAGGAUUUCUGAUUUGAACAAGUUCUUGGUGGGAAGCAGAGUGUUUGCAUCUAGAACUUACUCUUCCGCAGUUAAAGAGAUGACAGUGCGUGACGCAUUAAAUUCAGCUCUAGAUGAAGAAAUGUCUGCGGAUCCUAAGGUCUUCGUUAUGGGGGAAGAGGUUGGUGAGUACCAGGGAGCCUAUAAGAUUACAAAGGGGCUUCUAGAUAAAUAUGGUCCCCAAAGAGUUCUCGAUACACCAAUUACUGAGGCUGGAUUUACUGGAAUUGGAGUUGGUGCAGCUUACUAUGGUCUAAAGCCCAUAAUCGAAUUCAUGACAUUCAACUUUUCCAUGCAGGCAAUUGACCAUAUUAUCAAUUCUGCUGCAAAAUCAAACUACAUGUCUGCUGGUCAGAUAUCUGUGCCCAUUGUUUUCAGGGGUCCUAAUGGUGCUGCAGCUGGUGUUGGUGCCCAACACUCUCAGUGCUAUGCGGCAUGGUAUGGUGCAUGUCCAGGAUUAAAGGUACUAGCUCCAUACUCUUCCGAAGAUGCUCGCGGCUUGCUCAAAGCUGCUAUCAGGGAUCCCGAUCCUGUUGUGUUUCUGGAAAAUGAAUUGCUAUAUGGUGAGUCUUUCCCUGUUUCAGCUGAAGCUCUUGAUUCUAGUUUCUCUCUCCCCAUCGGAAAAGCUAAGAUAGAACGCGAAGGGAAGGAUGUGACAAUCACUGCCUUCUCAAAGAUGGUUGGCUAUGCUCUCAAGGCUGCUGAAAUUCUUGCCAAGGAAGGAAUUAAUGCUGAGGUUAUAAAUCUGCGCUCGAUCCGACCACUUGAUAGACCUGCCAUUAAUGCAUCUGUGAGGAAAACCAACAGACUUGUAACUGUUGAAGAAGGAUUCCCGCAACAUGGUGUUGGCGCUGAGAUCUGUGCAUCUGUGGUUGAGGAGAGCUUCGAGUAUCUUGAUGCACCAGUUGAGAGGAUAACAGGUGCUGAUGUUCCUAUGCCAUAUGCAGCAAAUCUUGAAAGACUGGCUGUUCCACAGAUUGAAGACAUCGUUCGUGCAGUCAAGAGGGUUUGUUACCGAUCAACUAACUAAAUCAGUUCCAAUGGCUGCAGUUGCUUAGGCUUGAUCCAACAAGGUCUUGCUUGUUCCAAAGCAUUUAACUUCUUUUUGUGGAUAUCAAUUCUUUAUCUGCCUGUGAGCGUAUGCUUCUUGCCAUCUCCUGGAAAGUUUAAUUGACUGUAAAACCAGCUAAACUGGUAAACUAAUUCAGCGAAUGAAAUCUGCUGCCCGAAUUUUCAGCUACACGAGGAAAUAGUUCUUGUAGAAAAUAAAAUUUACAGCUUCUUUCCUUUUUUGGGUGAACGUUUAGAAAAAUGUUUUUAUAAGAGAAUACAUGUGUUCUGGGAAAUAUCAAAUUGCAGUGCCAAUG
This is a messenger RNA of Solanum dulcamara, 1746 nucleotides long. Its product is annotated as pyruvate dehydrogenase E1 component subunit beta-1, mitochondrial-like. The coding region runs from base 306 to 1409 and encodes 367 amino acids. Gene Ontology annotation, biological process: pyruvate decarboxylation to acetyl-CoA. The record is from RefSeq and is a predicted model, not a curated record. Lineage: Eukaryota; Viridiplantae; Streptophyta; Magnoliopsida; Solanales; Solanaceae. The transcript is spliced from 15 exons. Gene Ontology annotation, molecular function: pyruvate dehydrogenase (acetyl-transferring) activity.